AUGCUCUUUCGACAUGGUCUAGGCUUGCUCGCCCUCGUCACCUCUGACGUGCUGGCUGCGAAUUUCCAUGGAAGGCAUCACAACCACAUCCAUGCCACCUACGAAAAACGGCAAUCGUCCAAUACCACAGAGGAAUAUGAAUAUGUCAUUGUCGGAUCUGGCCCCGGCGGGGGCCCUCUCGCAUCUAGGCUUGCUCUUGCAGGGCAUAAAGUCCUUCUGAUCGAAGCUGGCGAUGACCAAGGCGAUUCCACAGUUUAUCAAACCCCAGCUCUUCAUCUGCAAUCGAGUGAAUAUCAAGAAAUGCGCUGGGACUAUUGGGUUAACCAUUACUCUGAUCUCGAACGCCAAGAGAAAGAUUCCAAAUUUACUUAUGGGAAACCCGAUGGCCAAUUCCAUGUCGGAGCAGCUGCACCCGCAGAUGCCAAACCUUUGGGAAUUAUAUAUCCAAGAGCAGGAACGCUCGGAGGCUGCGCCUCCCAUAACGCUUUGAUCAGUGUUUAUCCUCAUAGGAGUGAUUGGCAUAACAUCCAAACCAUCACUGGUGAUGCAUCCUGGGCUCCGGAUAAAAUGCGCAAAUUUUUUGAGCGUCUAGAGCGGUCGCGAUAUUUGCCUAAUGGUAUUGUCGGUCAUGGUUUCGAAGGUUGGUUCGAAACUAGCCUGACAAACUUGGGCAUCGUUGUGCAGGACCUCAAACUCGUCUCCCUGGUCGUUGCUAUUGGCACUGCCAUGGGAAAAGGUGUCGGCAGGCUGAUCUCAACUGUAGCUGGCUUAGGAGAGGCUUUGCUUUCUGAUCUUAACUCCGGUAGUCCGCUUCGUGACUCCACUGAGGCCGUAUACCAGGUUCCUAUCGCUGUCAAUACUCAUGGGUAUAGACGAAACGGCCCUCGUGAAUUCAUCCUCCAGACCGCCAAUGCGGUCAAUGAAGAUGGCGCGCGAAAAUACCACCUGGAUAUUGCCCUCAAUACACUUGUAACCAAUGUUCGAUUCGACACAUCUGGUCCUGUCCCGAAGGCCGUUGGUGUAGAUUUCCUAAAGGGCCAAAGUCUCUAUUCAGCCGAUCCUCGUGCUUCGGAUUCCCGGAAGGGAACCCCAGGCAGUGUCACUGCAACUAAAGAAGUGAUUCUCUCCGCCGGAGCAUUUAAUACCCCUCAACUGCUCAAACUGAGCGGUAUCGGUCCCAAGGAUGAGCUAGAGAAAUUCGAUAUCCCGGUCCUUGUCGACCUUCCCGGAGUUGGCCAGAACCUCCAGGAUCGCUACGAGAUAGGUCUUGUGGCAGAGACCGAGACUGAUUUCUCCAUCACUUCCAAAUGUACCUUCUUAACCACGGACCCAGACCCAUGCCUUGAACAGUACCGGCAUGGCGAAUCUGCUGUUGGAAAGGGAACCUACACCACCAACGGCCUCGCCAUCGCAAUUAUCAAACGCUCUUCCGUCGCCAGUGGCGAUCCCGAUCUCUUCAUCACUGGCGCCCCAGCCUACUUCGACGGCUACUUUCCCGGCUACUCCGUUAAGGCACUUGCUGAUGCUCGUCACUGGACUUGGAUUACGCUCAAAGCACACACUCGUAAUAACGCGGGAACCGUCAAGCUACGCUCCAAGGAUCCCCGCGAUAUGCCCGAGAUUAACUUUAAUUCGUUCGACGCUGGCGUCACCACUGAUGGCGCAGAUGAGAAGGAUCUCCAGGCCGUUGUCGAAGCAGUGCAGUUUUCGCGCGAGAUCUUCAAGAGCGUAGUACCCAUCGAAGGCAGCUUCAAGGAAGUUUGGCCUGGCCCCGAGCGAGCCAACGACACCGAGAGCCUCAAGGAUUUUAUCAAGAAGGAGGCGUGGGGUCACCAUGCGUCCUGCACAUGUCCAAUUGGCGCUGACAAUGACCCAAUGGCUGUACUGGAUUCCAAUUUCCGCGUGCGUGGCGUUGAGGGCCUGCGCGUUGUUGAUGCCUCUGUCUUCCCUAAGAUUCCCGGCUUCUACAUUGCCGUUCCUAUCUAUAUGAUCAGCGAGAAAGCUUCGGAUGUCAUUCUCCAGGCUGCGAAAGGAGUUUAA
This is a messenger RNA of Histoplasma capsulatum G186AR, 2040 nucleotides long. Its product is annotated as glucose-methanol-choline oxidoreductase. The record is from RefSeq and is a predicted model, not a curated record. The transcript is spliced from 2 exons. Gene Ontology annotation, molecular function: flavin adenine dinucleotide binding; oxidoreductase activity, acting on CH-OH group of donors. Lineage: Eukaryota; Fungi; Ascomycota; Eurotiomycetes; Onygenales; Ajellomycetaceae. The coding region runs from base 1 to 2040 and encodes 679 amino acids.